Messenger RNA from Sodiomyces alkalinus F11, 2888 nucleotides. RefSeq lists its product as hypothetical. Gene Ontology annotation, biological process: carbohydrate metabolic process. Gene Ontology annotation, molecular function: hydrolase activity, hydrolyzing O-glycosyl compounds; carbohydrate binding. NCBI's taxonomy places the organism in Eukaryota, Fungi, Ascomycota, Sordariomycetes, Glomerellales, Plectosphaerellaceae. The record is from RefSeq and is a predicted model, not a curated record. The coding region runs from base 1 to 2790 and encodes 929 amino acids. The transcript has 9 exons.
AUGAAGCUCGCCGUACUAGGAAUCAUUCUUACUCCUAUAUUCACAUUUCUAGCAUCAAGCCAGAAUGAGCCUGACGACUGCAAGGGCUACGUCGCCAACAACAUCGUCAAAACAGAUAAAACAGUGUCGGCGGACCUCGACCUGGUCGGUCGCGAUUGCGACCUUUAUAGCCGGUCUGUCCUCCGACUAACACUUCUUGUCGAAUACCAGACUAACUCCCGACUCCAUGUCCUCAUCCAAGACCGCGACAAGGAACGAUAUCAAGUCCCAGAAGAUGUCUUUCCUCGGCCAUCAUCGUCGCCAUUCUCCGCCAAUUCCUCCCUCCUAUCAUUCGAGUUCAGCGACCCCUCUUCCUCCUCCCCUUUUUCCUUCAAAAUCACAAGUGCCACAACAGGCGAAGUCCUCUUCGACACAUCCAGCACGCGACUCGUCUUCGAAACCCAGUUCCUCCGCCUCCGGACCUCUCUCCCGCCAGACCCAAACCUCUUCGGCCUCGGCGAGCAUUUCGAUUCCUUCCGCCUGCCGAACCGAAACUACACCCGCGCUCUCUGGGCCCGCGACGUGGCUGUCCCCCGCCGGGAGAACCUGUACGGCAGUCAUCCAGUCUAUAUCGAGCAGCGCCCGACCGGGACCCAUGGGGUCUUUCUGUUGAACUCCAACGGGAUGGACAUUGUUAUUGACGACAACGGCAAUCAGAGUUCCUUCCUCGAAUAUCGUAUCAUUGGGGGCGUGUUUGACUUUUACUUUUUCGCCGGCCCGACGCCUGUGGAGGUGUCGCGACAGUAUGCCCGGGUUGCUGGGCCGCCGGCCAUGGUUCCGUACUGGAGUCUUGGGUUCCACCAGUGUAAGCACGGGUAUCGGGACUGGUUCGAAGUUGCCGAAGUCGUGGCAAACUACUCGGCCGCCAAUAUCCCCCUCGAGACAAUGUGGACCGAUAUCGAUUACAUGGACCGACGCCGUGUUUUCUCUUUCGACCCCGACAGGUUUCCCAUCAACAGGAUGCAGGAGAUUGUCCACAACUUGCAUCGCAAGCAGCAACAAUAUAUCCUCAUGGUUGACCCUGCAGUGGCCCAUGAGGACUACCCGGCUUUCAACCGUGGCAGCAGAGAUGCCUUGGACGUAUUUCUAAAGUCGGAGAGAUCAGACUCAUAUUACUUCAAGGGUGUCGUUUGGCCGGGCGUCACCGUGUUCCCCGACUGGUAUCACCCGAACGUUACGAAAUACUGGACGCGAGAGUUCGAGGAUAACUUCAACCCGCAUACGGGUGUGGAUAUCGACGGCGUUUGGAUCGACAUGAACGAACCGGCCAACUUUUGCAUUUUUCCAUGCCAAAACCCGGAGGAAGAAGCCCGGAGACAGGGGAUGCCGCCAGAACCGCCACCUGCUCGACCCCCCCCUCGACCUCUCCCGGGGUAUAACAUCACCAUUCCGGUGGGCCCGUCUCCGAAUACGGAUUUUUCUGGAGCAGCAGCUGAUGGUCUUCCCCCCAUUGACCCUUUGCCCGUACACCAAGAGCAGCGUAUGCUCGGGGAGGUGUCCCGCGGGAAAGAGGAAGAUCUGCUAUUCCCGCCUUAUAGGAUUGCUAACGGUGGGAAUGCGCGUCUGGACCUUAGCUAUCGGACUGUUGAUACGGAUGUGGCUCACUACAAUGGUCUGAAGGAGUAUGAUCUUCAUAAUCUUUAUGGAAGUAUGAUGGGCAUGACGACUCGCGAGGCAAUGCUUCGUCGGCGACCCUCCUUACGACCGUUCAUAUUGGCCAGGAGCACGUUUUCAGGCGCCGGUCGAUAUGUGGCGAAGUGGCUAGGCGACAAUGCCUCGAGAUGGGAUCACUAUCGAUCGUCCAUCGCAGGCAUGUUAGCAUUUGCUUCCAUCUUCCAGAUUCCCAUGGUAGGAAGCGACGUCUGCGGCUUCCGAGAAGCAACAACAGAACAACUAUGCGCUAGGUGGGCCACCUUGGGCGCCUUCAUGCCCUUCUUCCGUAACCACGCGCAAUUCCGGUCCCCGCACCAGGAAUUCUACCGCUGGCCCCUCGUCGCCUCGGCCGCCCGCCGCGCCAUUACCCUGCGCUACCGCCUUCUCGAUUACUUAUACACCGCUCUUCAUGCCCAGUCCAUCGACGGCACGCCGGCCAUCAACCCGCUGUGGUACCUCUACCCUUCCGAUGCCAGUACGUACGCUAUUGACCUGCAGUACUUUUACGGCGACUGCUUGCUCGUCUCGCCCGUGACGGAAGAAGGGGCUCUGCACGUGAGUGCGUAUUUCCCGGACGACGUCUUCUAUGACCUAGAGACGGGGGAUGUCGUUCGAGGGCGCGGAGAGUGGAUUACGCUGAGAGACGUCCCGUUUGAUCGCAUCCCGUUGCAUGUGAGGGGCGGGUGUGUGGUUCCCAUGCGGACGGAGGGGGCGAAUACGACGGCGGCGCUGAGGGAGAAACCGUUUGAGCUUGUCGUUGCUCCUGGUCUGGACGGGACGGCGGAUGGGACACUUUUGGUGGAUGAUGGGUUGACCCCGGAUGGAGGACCCGAUCGGUUUGGCGUGCGGUUCCGAUAUGAGGGGGGGAGAAUACGGCUCAGUCCCAUGGAAGGAUUCCCCGACGAUCAGCAGGGGCUUGAGGCGAAGAUGGAGAUGGCGGGGAUUCGUGUCGAGCGGGCCAAAGUCAUGGGCAUCCGGCCGCCGGGGUUCGGCCCUGUCGGUAUCGGACCGGAGGCAAUCGGCCGAUAUGUCCAAAACGGGACAUGGACAGACCUAGGCCCACUUACACGGCGGGAGUCGGUCCUGGUACCAACAUGAAGUUAUCACCGGGCGCCCGGAGCAAGGAGUACUUCUAUACGUACACACUGGGUGUGAGUACUUAAGCUGUUUGUGUAUGUUAAGCUGUCACAUACGAC